Molecule: messenger RNA, 2586 nt
Organism: Electrophorus electricus (electric eel)
Lineage: Eukaryota; Metazoa; Chordata; Actinopteri; Gymnotiformes; Gymnotidae
Gene: bmal1a
Product: basic helix-loop-helix ARNT like 1a
Biological process (GO): regulation of DNA-templated transcription
Cellular component (GO): cytoplasm; transcription regulator complex; nucleus
Molecular function (GO): DNA-binding transcription factor activity; protein dimerization activity
Source: RefSeq, a predicted model, not a curated record
GUCACAGACUGACUCCGUUUAUGUCAUAGUUCCUCACCCACGAACCGUCAAGCGAGCAGAAUUAAGUGUAAUGCUGUUUUAUUCCUCUGGAGAUUGCUGCUGGAUUUGUGUUGAAAACAGCUAUCUGGAUGAAUUUGUGUGAAGAUCCAAUGGCAGACCAAAGAAUGGACAUCUCCUCCACUAUGAACGAGUUCAUGUCUCCCAGUUCCAGAGACCUGAUCAGUAGCUCUGUGGGUACGCCAGGCCUGGACUACACACGCAAAAGGAAGGGCAGCACCACCGAGUACCAGAUUGAUGGGUUUUCAUUUGAUGAUAGUAUGGACACAGAUAAGGAAAAACAACUUGGAAGUUCCAGAGACGAGCAGCAAGGCCGGAUGAAAAAUGCCAGGGAAGCCCACAGUCAGAUCGAGAAGAGACGCAGGGACAAGAUGAACAGCUUCAUCGAUGAACUGGCCUCCCUCGUGCCCACCUGUAAUGCCAUGUCCCGCAAGCUGGACAAGUUGACGGUCCUGCGCAUGGCCGUGCAGCACAUGAAGACGCUGCGAGGGGCUACAAAUCCAUACACAGAAGCAAACUAUAAACCAGCAUUCUUAUCAGAUGAUGAGCUGAAGCAUUUGAUAUUGAGGGCUGCUGAUGGAUUCCUCUUCGUUGUGGGCUGUGAUCGUGGCAAGAUUCUCUUUGUGUCAGAAUCAGUUUAUAAAAUUCUCAACUAUAGUCAGAAUGACCUGAUAGGCCAGAGUCUGUUUGACUACCUGCAUCCCAAGGACAUUGCCAAAGUGAAGGAGCAACUGUCAUCUUCCGAUACAGCUCCACGAGAACGACUCAUCGAUGCCAAAACUGGUCUGCCUGUGAAGACUGACAUCACUCCAGGGCCCUCCAGGCUGUGCUCAGGAGCACGACGCUCCUUCUUCUGCCGGAUGAAGUGCAACCGGCCCUCUGUCAAACUGGAAGACAAAGACUUUCCCUCCACCUGUUCCAAGAAGAAAGCCGACCGCAAGUGCUUCUGCACCAUCCACAGCACGGGCUACCUGAAGAGCUGGCCGCCCACCAAGAUGGGCCUGGACGAGGACGGCGAGCCCGACAACGAGGGCUGUAACCUCAGCUGCCUGGUGGCCAUCGGCCGCCUGCACCCCCACAUUGUGGCGCAGCCCCUGAACGGCGACAUCCGCGUCAAGCCCACCGAGUACGUCUCCCGCCACGCCAUCGACGGCAAGUUCGUCUUCGUGGACCAGAGAGCAACUGCCAUUUUAGGGUAUUUACCCCAGGAGCUACUGGGAACAUCCUUCUACGAGUAUUUUCAUCAGGAUGACAUCAGUCAUCUCGCAGAGUGCCACAGACAAGUUCUACAGAUGAGAGAAAAAAUUAAUACAAACUGCUACAAGUUUAAGAUCAAAGACGGCUCCUUCAUCACUCUGCGUAGCCGAUGGUUCAGCUUCAUGAACCCCUGGACCAAAGAGGUGGAGUACAUCGUCUCCACCAACACUGUGGUGUCAGGCAGCGUGCUGGAAGGAACUGACCCCAGCUACCCGCAGUCAGCAGCCUCCCCUCAGAGCAUGGACAGUGUGCUCACCUCCGGAGACGGUGGAGGAAAGCGGACCCUCCAGACAGUGCCAGGCAUCCCCGGGGGCACGCGAGCUGGAGCAGGCAAAAUCGGUCGCAUGAUUGCUGAGGAGGUGAUGGAGAUCCAGAGGAUCCGAGGCUCUUCCCCCUCCAGUUGUGGUUCCAGCCCCCUCAACAUCACAAGUACUCCACCUCCGGACACCUGUUCUCCAGGGGGCAAGAAAAUUCAAAAUGGAAUCCCCCCAGACUUAUCCUCUACUGUCAUUGUGCCUGGACCAGACUCAAUAGGUUACCCUUACUCCAACAACUCCAUAAUGAGUGACAACUCCCAUCUGAGUAUUGACAUCAUGGACGAACCUGGUUCCAGCAGCCCCAGUAAUGACGAGGCAGCUAUGGCUGUCAUCAUGAGUCUCCUGGAAGCCGAUGCCGGCCUGGGUGGACCUGUGGACUUCAGCGACCUGCCCUGGCCCUUGUGAGACCAGCACAACAGCAUCUAGCUGCCCCAUGGAGCUGCCCCCAAUCCGGGGGGUACUGAUAUCCUGAUUCAGGCUCCGGCCCCCCAACGCAGGCCUCUUCAGCCUCUCUGUGGGACAGUUGGAGGAGGAAUCACGCUACAACUCAUGUGCAGUGGAGUGUAGAGAAAAACAGCACCACCUCUGUCUAAAUAUAGAAACUCCCACUCAAAACACACACCUCAGUUCAGCUCCACACCACCAUCCUCUUGUUUCAGCCAUUAUCCAGCACGCACACGUCUCUGUAUAUACUGCACUUAUCAGUAUGGUACCUGAUUCUCACACACACACACACACAGACACACACACAAAAGAUCUAUUAUGUAUACUUUUUUUGUUUGUGGUUUGAUGUUUUUACACUACAAAUGGUAUAAAUGUUAAAUAUUACAUAUGCAGAUUGUAACAAAUACUGUAAUUCUAUUAUGUAAUUCUUUAUGCAGAAAUAUAUAUGGUAAAGAUGUAUUGUAACAGCAGUGGAUAUUUUUUAAAUAAAAUAAAAAAUUAGCAAGAGUUA